UAUUGUGAUUUUACAGAUUGCUGGAGGUCUGAUCUGUGCAGCACCAUGGACUCGUCAGAAGAGACUGGAGGCUCCUCUGCAGAAGAAAACUACUUUGUGAACUACACCUUCACUGACCGCUCCCACUCAGGCCGUGUGGCCCAGGGUAUUAUGAAAUUAUGCUUGGAGGAUGAGCUCUUUGCCGAUGUUACAAUAUCAGUGGAAGGCAAAGAAUUCCAGCUGCACCGCUUGGUCCUCUCAGCUCAGAGUUGCUUUUUUCGUUCUAUGUUCACUUCCAACCUAAAGGAGGCCCACAACCGGGUGAUUGAGCUGCAGGACGUUAGCGAAAGUGUCUUUCAGCUUCUUGUGGACUACAUUUACCAUGGAACUGUAAAGCUGAGGGCAGAGGAGUUGCAGGAAACCUAUGAAGUGGCAGACAUGUACCAGCUAACUGCCCUUUUUGAAGAGUGCUCCCGUUUUCUGGCCCGUACGGUGCAGGUUAGAAACUGUCUGCAGGUCAUGUGGUUGGCAGACCAACACAGUGACAUGGAGCUCUACACAGCUGCAAAACACUGUGCAAAGUCACAUUUGUCUCAGCUGCAAGACACAGAGGAGUUCCUACACCUGCCUGUCCGCCUACUGACAGACAUCCUUACAGAUGGCGUUCCAUGUUCUCAGAAUCCAACGGUUGCCAUAGAAACCUGGAUCAACUUCAACAAGGAGGAGAGAGCCGGCUUUUCAGAGACACUGCGAUCAAGUCUGAAGGUGAUUGGAGAAAAUGUUCACAUCUACCUGAUUGGAAAGGAGUCAUCACGUACACAUUCACUCGCUGUCUCUCUACACUGUGCUGACGAUGACUCCAUUAGUGUGAGUGGCCAGAACAGCUUGUGUCACCAGAUCACCGCAGCCUGCAAGCACGGUAGUGACCUAUAUGUUGUUGGUGGCUCCAUUCCACGACGCAUGUGGAAAUGCAACAAUGCGACUAUAGACUGGGAAUGGUGUGCCCCUCUGCCCCGUGACCGGCUCCAACACACCCUUGUCUCUGUGCCAAGCAAGGAUGCAAUAUAUUCACUAGGAGGGAAAACUCUACAGGACACUCUCUCUAAUGCUGUCAUAUAUUACAGAGUACGAGACAACGUCUGGACAGAGACCAGCCAGUUGGAAGUGGCAGUCUCUGGAGCUGCAGGUGUAAACCUUAAUGGUGUCAUUUACCUGCUGGGUGGGGAGGAAAAUGACUUGGACUUCUUCACCAAGCCCUCUCGGCUAAUUCAGUGCUACGAUACCAACACAGAGAAAUGCCACGUGAAGCCAUACGUGCUGCCUUUUGCGGGGCGCAUGCAUGCUGCUGUGCACAAGGACGUGGUGUUCAUUGUCGCUGAGGGGGAUUCACUGCUAUGCUAUAAUCCCCUACUGGAUAGCUUCACCCGGCUAUGCCUCCCAGAUGCCUGGAGUUCAGUACCAUCCCUCUGGAAAAUUGCCAGCUGCAAUGGCAGCAUCUAUGUCUUUCGUGACCGCUAUAAAAAGGGGGAUGCAAAUACUUUUAAACUUAACCCAGCCACCUCUGUUGUAACAGUCACGAGUGGCAUCAAAGUGCUGCUCACUAACCUGCAGUUUGUCCUGGCCUAAGCAGGAAAAACAGGCCAGUGAUAGAAAGGGCAGCAACAGUGUCCUGCUGUGCAGCUUGGAGACACCUACCACCCUCAGCACCAGUCCCAAUUACCACAAGCUCACAAUAUCCUGUAAAGACCCCAUUCUCUGUACCUGUGCAGAGGAAGUACAGGCUUUCUGAUUGUGGGCCUAUUCUUUUACAUAGCACUAUUGAACUUUAUUGAACUGUAUCUUAGAUUUCAGAUGAACUAAAUGCCAUUACUUUGAUUCCUUGAUGAUAAGCUGCUUGUGUUUGAGGCAAAACUGCAGCAAAUGGCUAUUUUAGCCUGGAACCAAUCUACAAAUAACAAAUCCUGUGGCAUACGGACAACAUCUUCCUUGGCCCAGGCUGCUAGUUUUAACUGCCUAGGAGACCACGUGUUGCUGCCAUGUCAAUCACAGAGAUAGAUGUGCACUGUAUCCCCCAGGGAUAUCCCCAUUUAAACAUUCCUAUGUCCUAUUGCAGAAGGAGGGCAUGGCAGACAGAUUCCAGAGCUGACCCUAGGACCUUAAGUAGGUUGCAUUCAGCACUUCUAGAGGAGUGGUAACUAACUGGGUACUUGCUUACUGCUCUGUCAUCACCUAGCAUAAAGAAGGAGAUAAUUUUUAGACACUGGCUUCCUUUACUGUACUAGGAAUCCCCACCUGUAAUUAUAACAUAGUGUUGGUGAAAGACAGAAUUAAGACCACUUCCUACUACCCAUCUCUGUUGGCACUGUAACCCUUUGGGUAAGAAUCUGAAUAAAGUCUCUGUUGAGACAAAGGUA
This is a messenger RNA of Manacus vitellinus (golden-collared manakin), 2393 nucleotides long. It is a transcript of the gene KBTBD4, whose product is annotated as kelch repeat and BTB domain containing 4. The transcript is spliced from 3 exons. The record is from RefSeq and is a predicted model, not a curated record. The coding region runs from base 46 to 1605 and encodes 519 amino acids. Gene Ontology annotation, molecular function: protein binding. NCBI's taxonomy places the organism in Eukaryota, Metazoa, Chordata, Aves, Passeriformes, Pipridae.